Messenger RNA from Hyla sarda, 881 nucleotides. RefSeq names its product protein B4. Bases 219 to 833 code for a protein of 204 amino acids. The transcript is spliced from 5 exons. Gene Ontology annotation, cellular component: nucleosome. NCBI's taxonomy places the organism in Eukaryota, Metazoa, Chordata, Amphibia, Anura, Hylidae. Gene Ontology annotation, biological process: nucleosome assembly. Gene Ontology annotation, molecular function: DNA binding. The record is from RefSeq and is a predicted model, not a curated record.
CCUUUAUGUAUCAAUGUUCUCAUUUAUGCCACUGUUCACAUGUAACUCUGUUUAUUUACUGUAUCUGACUACAUUUAUUCUGGGGAUAAAGGAAUUUAUGUCAUGUACAGAACAGAAGAUAAACCUGGACCAUACCUCCUGUUGGAAUUUUUUAGGAAACUAAAGCAAAGCCCAAAGUAGUAAAGCUGAAGACCCUUGGCCACCCUCCAACACUCACCAUGGUGGUUGAAGUUCUCAAAAAGAACCCUGAGAGGAAGGGAACAUCAGUGCCGGCCAUCCGCAAUCAUAUCCUGGCUGCACAUCCCACUGUUGACGCCAUAAGGCUAAAGUUCCUACUGAGGUCUGCUUUGAACAAGGGUAUUGAGAAAGGGAUUCUCAUCAGGCCUCCAAACUCCAAUGCCACAGGAGCCACUGGCCGUUUCAAGCUGGCUAAGCCUGGAUUGAAAUCUAAAGGGAACGUGUCUGAGAAUGUGGAUCCUAAUGUUCAACCAAAGGAGAAAACUGUGAAGUCCAAGGAAAAGGUCAAGAAGGUGGUUAAGAAGGUCUCAAAAAAACCAAAGGCUGAUAAAGAGUCAAAAGCAGAAGAGAAUACUGAGGAGGACAAUGAUACAGACAAAAAGGAAGAGACUCCUGAGCCCCAGGGAGCUGCCAGUAAGCCAAAGAAGCAAGCCACAGGGAAUAAAAAUAAAGCCCCAGCACCUGCAAAGAAGCCAAAGUCCAAAACUGUAGCUGCUGAGGAAGGUGAGAAGCCUAAAAAAGUGUCAGCCAAGAAGGCUGGAUCGGCAAAGACCAAAGAGACUGAGGAAAAAUCUUCAGUGAAAGGGAAGAAGUGACAUCACUGGGGAUAGAAAGGUUUUAACUUGUGUAAAUGUGACUUUAAC